Drosophila mojavensis is the source of this 647-nucleotide messenger RNA. Its product is annotated as INO80 complex subunit C. Gene Ontology annotation, cellular component: Ino80 complex. NCBI's taxonomy places the organism in Eukaryota, Metazoa, Arthropoda, Insecta, Diptera, Drosophilidae. The coding region runs from base 93 to 431 and encodes 112 amino acids. Gene Ontology annotation, biological process: chromatin remodeling. The transcript has 2 exons. The record is from RefSeq and is a predicted model, not a curated record.
CACUUAUCGAUACAUCGCUUAUUGCGGCAUCGAUACCUCAAGCCAAAACAAUUUUGUUAUUCUCCGUGCAUUUUCAGACAAAAUUAAAGAAAAUGGAAACAACUUCAGUGCAGAAGGUCAAACGCUCGUUUAAGCGUCCAUUUAUAUUUCCCAGAAACUGUGUUUACCGGCCGCUGCGACAGCUUCACAACAUUGAACGGAAUCAGAAGCUGCCGCCCGACCAGCCGACAUACUUCACGCUCAAUGCGCCGCCCUCACUCAUACCACCCAAGAAAUACUCGGAUAUAAGUGGGCUGCCAGCGCCAUAUGUCGAUCCCCACUCCAAACUGCGCUUCGCCAAUGCCGAGGAGUACGGCUCAAUGCAGCAAUUGCCAUCGGACAUCAUCAACGGCUACCUGACGUUGCGUGGCUUCACCAGCGCCGUCGGCUAGCAGCAGCAGUGAUGCCAACUUUAGAGCUAAAUGAAAAAAGCUAGUUUUACAUGAUCGAUAGGAGAGAAGCAAAAAGCUAAUUUGUUGUAGUUUCUUAACUACAUACAUAUAUAAAUUAAAUUAAGUUUUGUCAAUCAUAAAUUUAUAUGUUAUUAUUAUUUAUAUAUAUUAUAUAUAUUUUUUAAAUGCCAAUAAAGUAUUUAAGAGAAAAUGUAA